GGGUUUCGGAGGAGGGGGCAGGAGAGGAGGAGCCAGAGGAGGUGUCUGCUGCAAGUUCCUGGCUGCUUCUGAGCUCACCCCAUCCUCCGAGAGGGAGGAGGCCAAGUGGUGAUGCUGCUGCUUCUGCCGCUUCGACUGCCGAUACUCCGGUGAGGGCUGGGAGGGUGGUUCCUGUUAGCACCGUCGCCAACCAGAGAGGGAGGGGAAGAAAUCCCGGCAGCCGCUGCUGAUGUUGGCUUCGGAGGCUGCAUCCGACUCGGUCUCAAGGAAAAUGGAUUCAGUUUGCAUCUCUCCUUCCUUUCAACAGCUUCUCCGGAUCUCAGCAUGGACUUAAUUGCAACAUGCAGAAUUGUCAACCUUUGUUGCGGGAUGCUAACUCUUCAUUGUGGGCUUCCAGAGCAGUGGCUGAGGAGACCUUCCCGAGGGGCAGCACGCAGUAGCUGCUGAGCCGUCGCACCCAGGAGAAGCCGCAGGAACAUGGCAGCCCCUGCUUGAGAGGAAUUCAACACCAACAGACUCCAUUCAGAAAGGAAUAAUGUCCAAGAAAGGGCGAAAUAAGGGCGAGAAGCCCGAGGCGCUCAUUGUCGCCCUUCAAGCUGCCAACGAAGACCUCAGGACCAAGCUCACAGACAUCCAGAUAGAGCUGCACCAGGAGAAGUCCAAGGUAUCUAAACUCGAGCGAGAGAAGACUCAAGAAGCCAAGCGGAUCCGCGAGCUGGAGCAGCGGAAGCACACGGUCCUGGUGACGGAGCUCAAAACCAAGCUCCACGAGGAGAAGAUGAAGGAGCUGCAGGCCGUGCGGGAGAACCUCAUCAAGCAGCACGAGCAGGAGAUGGCCCGGACAGUGAAGGUGCGGGACGGCGAGAUCCAGAGGCUCAAGUCGGCGCUGUGCGCGCUGCGGGACGGCAGCAGCGACAAAGUAAGGACAGCGCUCACCAUCGAGGCCCGCGAGGAGGCCCGGAAACUGUUCGACGCCGAGCGCCUUAAGCUCUUACAGGAGAUUGCGGACCUGAAAACGGCCAAGAAGCAGGUGGACGAGGCGCUGAGCAACAUGAUCCAAGCGGAUAAAAUCAAGGCUGGGGACCUCAGGAGUGAGCAUCAGUCCCACCAGGAAGCCAUCUCCAAGAUCAAGUGGGAGUCGGAGCGGGAUAUUCGGAGGCUGAUGGAUGAGAUCAAAGCCAAGGACAGGAUCAUCUUUUCUCUGGAAAAGGAACUGGAGACCCAAACAGGCUAUGUACAGAAGCUCCAGCUCCAGAAGGAGGCUUUGGAUGAACAGCUCUUUCUGGUCAAGGAGGCUGAAUGUAACAUGAGCAGUCCAAAACGAGAAAUCCCAGGAAGGGCAGGAGACGGCUCUGAACACUGCAGCAGUCCAGAUUUGCGAAGAAAUCAAAAGAGAAUAGCUGAGUUGAACGCCACGAUAAGAAAAUUAGAAGACAGGAAUACCUUGCUUGGAGAUGAACGAAAUGAAUUGUUAAAGCGUGUGCGGGAAGCUGAGAAACAAUGUAAACCUCUUCUGGAAAGGAACAAGUGCCUCGCCAAGAGAAAUGAUGAACUGAUGGUGUCUUUGCAGCGCAUGGAAGAUAAACUAAAAGCCGUUACGAAGGAAAAUUCAGAAAUGAGAGAAAAAAUCACAUCCCAUCCACCCUUGAAGAAAUUAAAAUCUCUAAAUGACCUCGAUCAAGCUAAUGAAGAACAAGAGACAGAGUUUCUAAAACUUCAGGUCAUUGAGCAACAGAACAUUAUUGAUGAGCUCACAAGGGACCGGGAAAAGCUCAUUCGUAGAAGAAAGCAUAGAAGAAGUUCCAAACCAAUCAAGAGGCCUGUUUUGGACCCAUUUAUUGGCUAUGAUGAGGACUCCAUGGAUUCAGAAACAUCAUCCAUGGCCUCAUUUAGAACAGACCGAACACCAGCUACUCCUGAUGAUGACUUGGAUGAGAGUUUGGCAGCUGAAGAAUCUGAGCUAAGAUUCCGGCAAUUAACAAAAGAAUACCAGGCUCUCCAAAGAGCAUAUGCCCUCCUGCAGGAGCAGACUGGAGGCAUCAUUGAUGCUGAAAGAGAAGCCAAGGCUCAAGAACAACUCCAGGCCGAGGUGCUAAGGUAUAAAGCCAAAAUAGAAGAUCUGGAAGCGACUCUGGCUCAGAAAGGGCAGGAUUCACACUGGGUAGAAGAUAAACAACUUUUCAUUAAGAGAAACCAGGAGCUUUUAGAAAAGAUAGAAAAACAAGAGGCAGAAAAUCACCGGCUCCAACAGGAACUACAGGAUGCCAGAGACCAGAAUGAGCUGCUGGAGUUUCGAAACCUAGAACUAGAAGAAAGAGAGAGACGAUCCCCUCCAUUUAAUCUGCAAAUUCACCCAUUCUCAGAUGGUGUGAGUGCUCUCCAGAUCUACUGUAUGAAAGAAGGUGUCAAGGAUGUGAAUAUCCCUGAUCUCAUAAAGCAGCUUGAUAUCUUAGGUGAUAAUGGGAAUUUAAGAAAUGAAGAGCAAGUGGCUAUAAUUCAGGCCAGCACUGUGCUGUCCCUGGCAGAAAAGUGGAUCCAGCAGAUUGAAGGAGCAGAGGCUGCCCUGCACCAGAAAAUGAUGGAAUUGGAAAGUGACAUGGAACAAUUCUGCAAAAUCAAAGGCUAUCUGGAGGAAGAGCUAGACUACAGGAAACAAGCCCUCGACCAAGCAUAUAUGAGAAUCCAGGAACUAGAAGCAACUUUGUACAAUGCUCUGCAGCAAGAAACUGUUAUUAAAUUUGGUGAAUUAUUAAGUGAAAAGCAGCAGGAGGAGCUGAGGACAGCAGUGGAGAAGUUACGGCGGCAGAUGCUGAGGAAGAGCAGAGAGUAUGACUGUCAGAUUCUCCAGGAGAGGAUGGAGCUCUUACAACAGGCCCACCAGAGAAUUCGUGACUUAGAAGAUAAAACAGACAUCCAGAAAAGACAGAUAAAGGACCUAGAAGAAAAGUUUCUGUUUCUAUUCUUGUUCUUCUCUCUUGCCUUUAUUCUAUGGCCUUGAUGUCAAGGUGCCUCUUACAGAGAAACCGAAAACACGGAUAAGACCGCAGAAAAGCAAAUACUUCUAAACCUUCAAAGAUGGCAGAAAUGUUUACAGCAGUGAAAGGGAGAUCAAAAGCUAAGACCCAUCCUGUAGCCAGGACUACACCUGUGUAUUUUAAAGCCAUUAUUCAAGGUUUCUUACUUGACAGUUCCUACAUGACCCUGUUGAAAAUCUACAAUAUAUGCUGCAUUUAACGAAACAUGUAUAUGUCAAACCAGAAGGAAAGAACUAUAGACAUAUAUUGUGUGAAAGAAACAAUUCAGCAAGGGAAACAGUUUCAGCAGAUCAAGCAAAGAUGUGUCUUGGGCAUGGAACCAAAGUUACAAAGAAACAUUCUACCCCUGCUGUGCAGGGGGGGUCAUUUUAAUGUAACACCACACCCCAUGGAAAUACUAGUCCUGAAAUAAACAUCAUUAAAAAAAAAUCAAAACAGAAAGAUAAGGGGGGUGGGGAUCAAAGCACGAGGAAUACCUAUGAGGAGCUGUUUACAAUAAAAUGUUUGAUUUGAAAAGUCUGGUUUCUUACUACAGGGAUUUGCUUUUCUGUCUUUAUUAUUGUUUAAACCUCAGGAACAGAGACAUCUGCAAUGUGAGUGAGAAGAAAAACAGUGUCCGGUUUUUCUGCAAACAGUGGAGCUUGUGGAAUGCAUUCCACACAUGACAGAUGAGCAGUGGAUCACAGUGACCCCGACUAAACUGGCAACCAAUGUGAAGGAUCCAGGCGAAUGCAACAUAAGAUGCAUAAAAGCAGAUGCUUUCUUGGCCUUCUGUGGUCCUCCAAGAACAACAAACUGAUCUCAUUCUUAUUGAAAAUUAAGAAGAUGAUGCUCUAGAUCACAAGCUCCCUGACUUAGUUCUGUCUAAGAAUGCCACCGACUAUAGGGCCAGAGGCAUCUCUGAAUCUUUCCAUUUCCAAAAUACUGGUCUUCAAAUGGCUGCUUAAAAUUGCCUGCAAAUAACAUGUGAUUUGAUACAAAUAGAGGUGAUAAGUAAACUUCUAUCAACAAAUGAGUUUUCCACAGAGAUGUGACUAUUAAGUGAAAAUAUGAUUAUUUUUAGAAGUAUCCUGAUAUGCUUAGAGCAUUCUGACCUCUUGUCAUUUAGACUGAUAAUUUUUUUUUUCCCAGAGAUAUGACAGCAACAAAGUAGCUCUACUUUUUUAUAUAAAAGUAACAUUGUGUUACUGAUAAGGUCAUUUUCUACCAUAGACAAUUAGAAGACUGGUACUUUUCCUAAGUUAUGUAAUACUGAGUCUUGGAUUCAGCUCUGAGAGCAAAUAAAAGUUCCUGAAAAGCUAAUUUUAGCCUCAUUUACUGUAGAUAACAAACAGCCUCAAUUUUUCAAAUUGUCAAGAUUUUAUUUACAGGGCUAGCAUUCCCAUGCAUUAAGAAUGUGUGUAGGGAGCCAGAAACUCUUUCUAUGAAAUGCUACACAAGUCCUUCCACACGUGGAUUCAGUAUCUUACUCUUCAGUUUUGGCGCUGGCAUUUUUAAAGCCAGAACAGUAACUGAAGAAAGUACAAUUAAAGCUACAAUGCAGGGGUCCCACUUUUUGUUCUUAUUACUGCUGACCCAGGUAUCUUUGGCCCAGUCACUUAACCUCUCUGUGCCUCAGUUUCCUCAUCUGCAAAAUGAGGUUAAAAUGCUUUUUCAUGAGGUUUUUCUUUCUUUCUUUUUUGCAAUUCUGGAACAAGAGGUGCUUAAAGUAGCAUAAAGUGCUUUGUAAUUAUGAUGACUGCUAUAUCUGACUUUCUUGUGGUGUUGAGAAAAAGAGUCCCCUGUGUAAUAAAAUAGUGCUUCAGUUUCUUUCAAUCUAAGCACCGCGGUACUGAACCUUUCCAGUCAAUUACUAGCAAUAAAGAUUGAGUAAUCCAGAACCAGGAGCUCUAAUCACCUAUAGUAAAUAGAUCAUUUUCAUGCUAUUUAACAAGAUAGAAGAAUGUGUCAUUUCAACGAGAAGCAUCUUCUAGCUCCCCUUACUGCAUAUGCAUGCCAAAAUACAGAAGUCCUCCCUCAUCGUAAGAGAGCCAGCCAUGAAAUUAAGGUUUGGAGUGAGCUGAGAGUAUCACAUAAUUAGUCUGAUGGAUAUCCCUUUGAUUUGGGGGGAGGUCUUGUAGAUGUCCUACUGGGGAUGUACAAUAGAACCAUCCUUCUGCUGGAUUCUCUGUUCAACAGGUAGUUUCCAUAUUAAGUAUGAAGAGUACGUUCACUGUGCAAGCAAUGUAAAAAAGGGUGCUACUACAGUUUGUGACCCAACACUUUCAAAUCUCAGAACGUAUGGAAGAGGAUAAAUUACUCUCCCAUAUUUUAGAUGACUUUUCUCUUCCAUUGGCCAUCCCAGGGUGCAUCUGAGUAAAUUCAGACUCCAUCUGCUCCACCAAACCUACUUCCUUCCUCUUCAUCUUGCUUUCCCCACCAAGAAACUUGUAGCUUAAAUUUUAUAUUCAGGCACUGAUUAUGGUUUGGGUGAUCAGAAAUACUUAUUAAAAUAAUGUAGCUUAAUCAGAUACCUUAUCUGCUAUAAAUUGGAUUGUGUCACAUACACAAAGUCAUACAAGAGCAAUCCCCAUGAGUAUGACCAUCUAAGCAGCUUUAGAUAUGUUUAGGGAAAAUGCAAGGGAAAAAAAAGAAUUCUUUCUUUUUGCUUAAGAUCAAGGAGGUUAGUAAAUUUCUCUAAGAUUUUAAGCUAACAGAUGAUAUUUUUACCAUACUUUACUCAUGACCUUCAAAAGUAACAAAUCUUUGAGUAAGGCUAAAUAUUUUGUUAUGCAUUUCCACAAUAAUAAAAACCACCAGCAAAAUUGUACAUGUAUUUUCCAGUCACUUGUAGAUCCAAGGAAAUGGACCAUAUCCAGAUGAAUGCUUCCCUUGCAUGUCAUGAUCAGCAAGAGUAAAAAGUGUCUCAACAAUUGAGAGAUUGACUGUGGUUCUACUUCUUACAGAGAUCAGAUGAUCCCCACUCCAAUCUUCAAUACCUAAUUUCUUCAUCUUAGCUAUCCUGACAUAUUUGGCCAAUGAAUGAGGAACAAUCAGAACAGCAUUCUUCAGGGUUCACUUUACUUAACUUUUCCUAAAGCCUUCAUCUCUUGGAAAAUAAACAACUGAAAAUAUUAAAAAAUAGUUUGAGAUAAAAUGAAAGCCCCAAUUUAGCAUAACUAUUCAGAACAGGAAAAGUUUCACAAGAAAGGAAAAAUAAAUUGAAGACUAUAUUUGACUAUAAAACCAGAAAGCAUCAACAGAUGCUGAAUUGGCUGUCUAAUUUUUUUUUUUUAACACCACCCAAGUUUUGUUUUAGGUAACACUAGAAUUUGCUAAAAUAAGCUACAAAAUCCCUUUUAAUUUAUGUGAUAUAAAUGAAAUUUUUGCCAAUAGUGAAGUUUUAGUGGUAGAAGAAUAAAUCUUGCUUUGUAUUAAAAAAAAA
Molecule: messenger RNA, 6459 nt
Organism: Odocoileus virginianus texanus
Lineage: Eukaryota; Metazoa; Chordata; Mammalia; Artiodactyla; Cervidae
Source: RefSeq, a predicted model, not a curated record